UGCGUCGAGUUGAUCCCCGCCUUUUGCUUUCGGACAGUGGCUUUUGCAUAGAUCAGCUGCUUACCCCACCCCCAUUUCCCCAUCAACUCGACCUUCUUGCCAGCUGGUGUCGUAGGGGAAACGCUUCGCAAGUAAGUCUCCAAGUGGUCGCCGGGCAAGAAGUGCCGAUUGGGGCUUGGUCAUUCUCACCAUGCCAUAGCGCUUAACAUUUCGCUGCACAACCGUCGAGCAGGAACCUACUCGAACACAUUCUGAUAAGCCUCGACGGCGUAGGACAUCGAAUACGCAUAGUGCUCGCGAAGCUGUAGGGUCAAUACCAUAGGAGGAUAAUAGUUGCUCUCUAUAGAGGCUGCAUUUCGAAAAGAACUCUUUACGCGCCGUGCGAAAUUCGCCAUCGUUGCCGAGAGUCACAAUGGAGGGCAUCCUGGACUUCAGCGGAGACUUGGAUAUAGGUCUCUUCGACCGCGUGGUCAAUGCCAUGUUUGUUUAUGGGCCUGAGCAAACUGUCGCCAACACGGUGCUAGAGCAAUUUAGGCAGCAUCCGGACGCAUGGAAGAGAGUUGACGCGAUUUUGGAGCGCUCCCAAGUCCUGCAAUCGAAGUACAUAGCCUUGUCCAUACUUGAGACCUUGAUAAAGAGCAUGUGGAGGAUUCUGCCAGAAGACCAAAGAGCAGGGAUAAAGAACUUUGUCGUUGCCUUCAUCAUCAAAAACUCGUCCGAUGAUGAAACUCUUGAAAAGAAUCGGCUGCUACUUGGAAAGCUCAACAUCGUCUUGGUGCAAAUACUGAAACAAGAAUGGCCGCACAACUGGCCUACGUUCAUCCCGGAACUUGUUAGCUCAAGCAAAACGAACCUUUCUCUGUGCGAGAACAAUAUGAACAUCUUGAAGCUGCUGAGCGAGGAAAUUUUCGACUUCUCGGCGGAACAGAUGACCUCUACGAAAGCCAAGAACUUGAAGGACACCAUGGGAGCAGAGUUUUCGGAGAUUUUUCAGAUCUGCCUUGAGGUUCUCGAGAAGGCACGAAAGCCCAGCUUGAUCAAUGCAACAUUAGAAACAUUGCUGAGGUUUCUCAACUGGAUCCCCUUGGGCUACAUUUUCGAGACGAACCUAGUCGACAUUCUCAUGAAGCGCUUCUUCAUCAUGCCCGAAUUCCGGAAUGUGUCAUUGAAGUGCUUGACCGAAGUAGCCUCGUUGACAGUUCAGGAAUCCAAUUACCAAGCAAAGUUUGUUGAACUUUACACAGUCACAAUUGACAGCAUACCCGCCAUGCUACCUGUUGAGACUGAUUUGAAGGGCACCUGGGACCUGUUAGCGGACAAUGACCAGCAGUUCGUGCAAAACCUCGCACUUUUCUUUACAACUUUUUUCAGUAUCCAUGGCAAGGAAGUUGAGGUUCUGUGCGUAGAUCCGAGUCGAAAGGCCCGUCUGUACCUUGGCCAUCAAUAUUUGCUCGCAAUCACAGCUGUGGAUGACAGAGAGCUUUUCAAAAUCUGCCUGGAAUAUUGGACCAAGCUGGUGGGAGAACUGUUCCAGGAGUCCCUCAGAACGUACGAUCCUCCGCUUCUCAAUCUUUCCGGUAUUCGCACCCCUUUCGGCAACAACAACCCACUACGCAAGCACUUGUAUGCCGAUGCCUUGUCUCGCCUGCGUACGAUCAUGAUUGAGCAAAUGGUGAAGCCUGAGGAGGUCAUCGUGGUGGAAAACGAUGAAGGGGAAGUCGUCCGUGAAUCCUUGAAAGAGAGCGACACCAUCGUGCUGUACAAAAGCAUGCGCGAAACACUAGUCUACUCCACUCACCUCGACUGCGAGGAUAUGGAGAGGAUUAUGUCAGGGAAAUUGCGACGACAGUCCGACGGCUCCGAAUGGUCGUGGGGAAACCUGAACAAACUAUGCUGGGCUAUCGGAUCCAUCAGUGGGGCGAUGGAGGAAGACAUGGAAAAGAGGUUCUUAGUGACGGUCAUCAAAGAAUUGCUCAGUCUUGUCGAACUCAAGAAGGGCAAAGACAACAAGGCGAUCGUGGCAUCAAACAUCAUGUACAUUGUUGGGCAGUAUCCACGCUUCUUGAAAGCGCAUUGGAAGUUCCUCAAAACUGUGGUCAACAAACUCUUUGAAUUUAUGCAUGAAAGACAUGAAGGUGUUCAGGAAAUGGCGUGUGAUACGUUCAUCAAGAUCGCCCAAAAGUGCAAACGUCUUUUUGUUAUCACACAGCAUCAAGAGCCUCGCCCAUACAUCGACGACAUCCUGGAAGGGAUGGGACAGAUAACCAUGGAUUUGGCAACGCCUCAGCUCCACACGUUCUACGAAGCCGUUGGUUACAUUAUUUCCGCGCAAACAAGACGACCAGAUCAGGAAAGGCUGAUCAAUACUUUCAUGGAUGCGGCAAAUAAAGCAUGGGACGACUAUAUCGCGCAAGCACGGCAAAAUCCGACAUGCCUUGAAACACCAGAGACAGUGAAGCUGCUUUCUAAUAUUAUCAAGACAAAUAUCUCCGCGUGCACAUCGAUAGGGCCCUCGUUCUACGUUCAGAUUGCACGAAACUACCUUGACCUAUUGGCCUUAUACGUCGCCGUAGGCGAGUUGAUUGGGCAGCAUGUGCAGACUAAGGGAUUGAUCGCGACGGUUACACCGACUGUUCGAGCCCUGAGAACCAUCAAGAAGGAUGUCCUGCGACUGAUCGAAACGUACAUUCACAAAGCAGACGAUCCACAGACCGUUGUGCAAACUUUGAUACCGCCAUUGCUUGACACGGUCCUUGGUGAUUAUGCGCGCAGCGUUGAGCCCGCCAAGGAUGCAGUUGUUUUGCAUGUGUUGUCGCGCAUCAUGGACGAUCGAGUUGGGCCCCUGAUGAAUGACCAAGUGCCCGCUAUUCUGGACGCCGUCUUUGAAUGCACUCUGAAUAUGGUCAACAAGAACUUCGAGGACUAUCCCGAACAUCGUGUGGGAUUCUUCAACCUGAUGCGAACUAUCAACAAGAACUCUUUCCAAGCUCUCCUGCGUUUGCCACCACCACAGUUCCGAUUAUUCCUCGACAGCAUUGUCUGGGCCUUCAAACACACGAUGCGAGAUAUCAAUGACACGGGGCUCUCGAUUAUCCUCGAGAUGCUCACAAACUUCAGCGAGGUGGAUCGGGCCAUCGCCAAUCAAUUCUACCAGACAUACUUCCUCAGUCUCCUCCAAGAUAUAUUCUUUGUCCUGACAAACCCGUUCCACAAGUCUGGGUUCAAACUCCAAUCCAUGAUCUUGAGAGAUAUGUUCACACUCGUACGCACGCCUGGAAAACUUACUGUACCGCUCUUUGACCCGUCGCAAGUACCAGAUAUGACCAUGACGAACGAGGGCUUCGUCAGCCAGUAUGUCAUGGACUUGUUACAAAGGGCUUUCCCUCAUUUGCAAAGUGCGCAAAUCCGAAACGUCGUCCUUGCCCUGUUCACGACCUGCGAAGAUGAGGCUCAGUUCAAAACCCAUUUGCGGGAUUUCCUUGUGACUCUGAAGGAGUUCACCGGAGACGACAACAGCGAGUUGUACCGUGCAGAGCGCGAGGCAGAAGCUGAAGCGAGAAUCAAACAAGAACGGGAUAAGGCAUUACAAGUACCUGGAUUACUGAAACCUAGCGAACUCCCCGACAAUGCGAUGGGAGAAUGAAGAAAGCUACAUGCUGUUGCGGUGUUAUCUAUUUAUUCAUGCAUUCUUCUGGUGGCCAUUGAGCGGAACGGCGUUGUCUCUUUAUUUCCACUCGAUGUAUCUCAUACAACAACUGUACAUUGCUUUAAUCACAAUGAUGUGCUUCAAGCGCAAAACGUGGUCCUGUUCCAGCGCUUUUGGACUCCCUUUAUUGAAACCGAUCGCCGAUCUCUCAAACUUUGCUCUUCGGAGGUAUGAUUG
Molecule: messenger RNA, 3883 nt
Organism: Fimicolochytrium jonesii
Lineage: Eukaryota; Fungi; Chytridiomycota; Chytridiomycetes; Spizellomycetales; Powellomycetaceae
Product: CRM1 C terminal-domain-containing protein
Exons: 21
Coding region: 413-3643 (1076 amino acids)
Biological process (GO): ribosomal small subunit export from nucleus; protein export from nucleus; ribosomal large subunit export from nucleus
Cellular component (GO): cytoplasm; nucleus
Molecular function (GO): nuclear export signal receptor activity; small GTPase binding
Source: RefSeq, a predicted model, not a curated record